GGAGGCUUGGAGCUGUCGAGGCACCGCGGGUUAAUUUUAGAAGUAGUGUACCAAAAUAUUCCCUUUUAGUGGAAGCCAUGACUUCUUCGGCGAAAAAACGCUCCUCUGAUGAUUUUGAUUAUGAUGGUGAUAAACCUAAACAUACAAAGCUGGAUGUGAGCCGCAACUGCCCUUAUUUGGACACAAUAAACAGGCAUCUGCUGGAUUUUGACUUUGAGAAGCUCUGCUCCGUCUCCCUCUCCCAUUUGAAUGUCUACGGAUGUCUUGUGUGUGGCAAGUACUUUCAAGGUCGUGGACAGAAGUCUCAUGCAUACACCCAUAGUGUGCAGGUGAAUCAUCAUGUGUUUUUGAACCUUCAUAGCUUAAGGUUCUACUGUCUGCCAGACAACUAUGAAAUUAUUGAUUCAUCAUUGGAUGAUAUUAAGUUUGUCUUGCGACCAGUAUUCAAUGCUGAAGCCAUUGAUGCAUUAGAGACUAGCUCAAAGGUGUCAAGAGCAUACGAUGGAACGACAUACCUACCAGGUAUUGUGGGAUUGAACAAUAUCAAAGCUAACGACUACUGUAAUGUUCUCCUCCAUGCCCUUUCAAAUGUCACACCAUUGCAGCGUUACUUUCUCCAGGAGGAGAAUUACGUCCAUAUAAAGCGCCCUCCUGGUGACAUUUUGUGUCUACUAUCGCAACGAUUUGGGGAGUUGAUGCGGAAGAUGUGGAAUCCACGUAAUUUCAAAGCUCAUGUGAGUCCGCAUGAGAUGUUGCAGGCUGUGGUGUUGUGUAGCAAAAAGAAAUUCCAAAUCACAGAGCAAGGAGAUCCAGUUGAGUUCCUGUCUUGGUUUUUAAACACUCUUCACAUUUCAUUGAAUGGAACGAAAAACCGAAAUAGCAGCAUCAUUUACAAAGUCUUCCAGGGCUCUAUGAAGAUCUACUCGCGCAAAGUUUUACCGGUUGAUAUCUCGGAGAAAGAAAAGGAGGAAUACUUAAAAAAAGAUGAAUAUAAAGAAACUGAAAGUCAGUCCCCAUUUCUCUACUUGAUGUUGGAUAUACCAAGAGCUCCUUUGUUUCGUGAUGAAUUGGAACAAAACAUUAUUCCACAGAUCCCACUAGCAACGCUAAUGGCAAAGUUUGAUGGCACGACAGAAAAAGAAUACAAGACUUACAAGGACUCAACCAUCAAACGAUUUGAGCUCACCAAACUACCCCCAUAUCUCAUUCUUUGCCUUAAGCGCUUUAAUAAAAACACCUUCUUUGUGGAGAAGAAUCGAACUAUUGUUAAUUUUCCAAUAAAGAAUAUUGAUUUGAAGGAGUAUUUAUCACCAGAUCCUAAUGUACGUAAAGCUCAUCCAAACACGACAUAUGAUCUUAUAGCGAACAUUGUACACGAUGGUGAACCAGGCAAAGGGACUUACCGUGUCCACAUCUUGCAUAAGGGAACUGGAAAAUGGAAUGAAAUACAAGAUCUUCAUGUGUCAGAUAUCCUGCCUCAGAUGAUUGCGCUGUCUGAGGCUUACAUACAAAUCUGGGAAUUGAAGAAACCUGCUUCGAAUUCGUCAACAAAUCAAACAACAAUGGAAACAUGAUGAUUUAGCGACGUAGAUUGUAGUUUUACGAAUGAAAUGUUUUGUUACUACAGCAUAAAUCCAAUAGAAUAUUGACGAAACAUAGCUGUUUAAUGAUUAUCUAUAACAGAAAUGAUAUUGAUAUUUAUUUAAAAGCAGGUACAAACUAUAUCAUCUAUGACUUUCAUAUUAUAAAAUAAUUUUAAUAAUGUUUUAUGUCAGUCUUAUAUUGCAUCAACAUGGGCUCUUUGCACUUCACCAUAAUUGUGAGCUGUUGUGACAAAAUGAAAAAUGAGUUAUUGAUAUAUUUAGAUAGAUGAAUAUAAUUUUGGCCUUUGAAUCAUGUUCCUAGGUUGAGUAAAAACGGGAGUAAGAACAUUUUAAAAUUCAGAUGUCUAAAAAACAUACUUAAGAGAAAAUCGUCUCUAAAGAUAAACAACUGAUAAAAUUUGUAUUGGUUUUCCUAUCAAUUCUGAAAAAUAGCUUAACAAAAUGUCUCAAACAAAUUAUUACCUUCGGUAACUCAACUCGGAUGUUUGCUAAUAUGAAAUAUACUUAUUAAACUUAUCAGAAAAAUUGAAAACCAAUUUUUGUUAAAAUAUCACUUCAGUUACUUUUUCUUAAAUAUAUCAAAUUGACCUGGCGUACCACAAGACUCGUUUUGUCACAACAGCUCACAAUUACUGUACCCAGGACAUUCGAUUAUUUGAUACAGUACUUAAGAAAGGCAUACUAUAGAGGACAACUCAAUAAUGUUGCAGCAUGUGUAUUUCAAACUUACAGGUUUGCAGUUGAACUCCAGAGUGGAAAGAAGCAUCUCUAGGUAUACAGUUAAACUUGCCUAAGUCGACUGUGCCUAAGUCAAAUAAUUUAUAAUUCGUUCUUAUUUUACAUGCCAAAUUAUUGUUUUCUAUUAAUUAACAAUCUGUAAGUCAAAUUUUAAUAAGUCGAACAAUAUUUCAAUGGCAUUUUGGAUUUUGACUUGGGCAAAUUCAACUGUAAAGUGCUUUUCCCAAAGGAAGCAAUCUGCAUAUCAAGGGUUUCAAACAACAACCGAACCUAAAGGUUAAGGGUUAAAUCCUAACCACUGUGCCAACAAAUCCGUAAAAUUUAGUUUUACUUGACAGAAAGAUUUAUGUAAAAGUUUGUGGUUUUCCCAUAAAAGUACUCUCUUUUUUACAUAAAAAAAAAAUGAAAAAAAAAACAAACAAAUGAACGAUGCAAAAAUUUCUUUUCACAAAUUCGUACUAUGAAAAAAUGAGGAAUUUGCUGCAGUGGUUGUACAUCUCUUGCAAAACUUAAUAGUAAUAGGCUGUGGUAUAUAUUACACAUUGAUUGAGUCUGUUAAUUCAAUUCAAGUUUAUUUUAAAAAUGCAACACAGAGAAGCCAUAAUUUUUCAAUAACUUUGGCAAUAAGUCAAUUGCAGUAUAUGACCCAUCAUAUUAAAGCUUAUAAUGUGGAGAACAUGAUAUACAGUACCGUAAUAAAAAUCAAUUUUCUUGAUUUGGUCACUGAUGUUGGUUUUGGUAUUCCAGCCCUCAUAAAAGUAAAUGAGAUCAAUAACCAGUUAAAAAAGAUAAGAAUAUUGUUGACAAAUUGACAUGAACAACAAUAAAACAUUGCUUAACUUUUUCAUAUACAGUAGUUCAUUUUCUUAAAUUACAGGAAUUAGGCCAAAAAAAAAAAAUUGUGUUGGCUACGUUUUGGGAAAAUCCCCCCAAAAAAUGGGUAGGUCGGUAGGAAAACCUUUUUUUUAAAACCAAAUAUGUGUUUACGCCUAAAAAGUAGAAUAUACACAAAUAAAUACAAAAAUUUUGGAUUGGCAUAUUCCAGACUUAUUUGCUUAUUUGUCGGGUGUGGCCAACACAACUUUUUUUUUUUGGCCUUACUGAAUGUAAAUAAUUUUUGUGAUUUAAAAUAUGUAUUAGAAAAUAAGUUUCCUAAUCAAGAUUGGCUACUUAUCAAACAGAAAUGGUAAUAAAAUGAUAACAAUUUUUUUCUAGAAAAA
Messenger RNA from Anneissia japonica, 3562 nucleotides. RefSeq names its product U4/U6.U5 tri-snRNP-associated protein 2-like. Bases 78 to 1574 code for a protein of 498 amino acids. NCBI's taxonomy places the organism in Eukaryota, Metazoa, Echinodermata, Crinoidea, Comatulida, Comatulidae. The transcript is spliced from 12 exons. Gene Ontology annotation, biological process: protein deubiquitination; spliceosomal complex assembly; mRNA processing. The record is from RefSeq and is a predicted model, not a curated record. Gene Ontology annotation, molecular function: zinc ion binding; cysteine-type deubiquitinase activity.